CGUAUUUAUCGUUCCGCCCCUUCUCGUCUUGCAGUACCGGGGUCUGGCUCAUAGGUGGCGCAAAUCUCUCCUGCUUCGCUUCUGUUCUCUUCACUUCUUGUCAUCCCGACACCGCAUUCCUUUUAGCUCUCACCUCUCCUCCACAGCUUCUCCUCCUCACCUCCUGUCUCCGCGACCCGUUUUCUUCUUGGGAUUUUUUUUUUAUCCAUUUCGGGUUACACAGACUAAUCGGCCGGCGUCAGUCGGCGUGUCGGAACGCAUCGGUGGGAGUGGAGAAGACGUGAUUACGGGUUAUAUAGAACAUAACGGGACGCAUUACGGUACCCUUGGUCAAUGUGAAUGGUCUCACACAUAGACACAAACACUCAAUCCAUACCAAUUAAACAAGAUAACUGAAGGACGUACAAACCGAUACCAAAACCCUCUUUUACACAUAAUAAAGAGGCGUGGGCCAACAUAAAUGGCUGACAAACAGAUCAGUUUGCCUGCCAAGCUAAUAAACGGGGGUAUCGCUGGCUUGAUUGGUGUCACCUGUGUGUUUCCCAUUGACUUGGCCAAGACCCGCUUGCAGAACCAGCAGAAUGGCUCACGCCUCUACACCAGCAUGUCCGAUUGCCUUAUCAAAACCAUUCGGUCAGAAGGAUACUUUGGGAUGUAUAGAGGGGCCGCUGUUAACUUAACUCUUGUUACUCCAGAGAAAGCCAUAAAGCUGGCUGCCAAUGAUUUUUUUAGGCAGCAUCUUUCAAAGGAUGGGCAGAAGCUCACACUGUUUAGAGAAAUGCUGGCAGGAUGUGGUGCAGGGACAUGCCAGGUCAUUGUUACAACACCAAUGGAGAUGCUGAAAAUCCAGCUGCAAGAUGCAGGACGAAUUGCUGCUCAGAGGAAACUGAUGCCACAGGCUGUGUCUCCUGGUGGUGGUGUAGAGUUGAAGAGCCCGACUGCUAUGCAGCUCACACGAGAGUUGCUGAAAGAGAAAGGUAUUGCCGGACUAUAUAAAGGACUUGGAGCCACUCUGCUCAGGGAUGUUCCGUUCUCAAUCAUCUACUUUCCUCUGUUUGCUAAUCUAAAUAACUUGGGGAAAAGGGGACGUGAGGGUCCUGCUCCCUUCUACGUCUCCUUCCUUUCAGGCUGCAUCGCUGGCAGUACAGCUGCUGUGGCAGUCAACCCAGUAGAUGUGAUAAAAACCAGGCUGCAGUCUCUAACACGGGGCAGUCAGGAGGACACGUAUAGUGGCGUGAGCGACUGCAUCAGAAAGAUCCUUCGGAACGAAGGUCCGGCUGCUUUCCUGAAAGGCGCAUACUGCCGCGCUCUCGUCAUCGCGCCGCUCUUCGGGAUCGUUCAGGUCGUCUACUUCCUAGGCGUUGGUGAAUUUAUCCUCAGCUUUUUACCCAAACGGAACAAUUAACCCGAUCCGUUCUGCUUCCUGCCUUUCUUCAUCUUCACUGCACCAGUUAAGACCUCUUCCUCUGCCACCCCCAUUUGAACUACAUGCGUUGCCUGGAGGUGUUUUUUCUUUUUUCCUUUUUCAUCGUUUAUUUUAUUAUCGUGCAAUUUUAUUGGAAUGUAUGUUUCGUUCUGGAUGAAUGCGACAAUCAAAGAGUGAGCAGAUUUUUUGUUAGAAAUUAUGUUUGCUAAAUUCUGUAAAGGGGGCCUGUUAGUUCUGAGCCGAAGCACAGGCCAUGAAAUUCAGAAAGUUCAACAUGCCAUAUGUUAGUUAUAUGGUUUACGAAGAAUCAUGUAAAGGCUAAAUUUUAUAAAGUAUAUAAAUAAUACUUUUAUUUAUUGGGCAAAUAUGACACUUUAAUGCUUGGGUAGAUCAGAUGCUUCCCAUUAUUGUGAUAUAAAUUCUCACAAGCCUAGAAAGCUUU
Molecule: messenger RNA, 1868 nt
Organism: Silurus meridionalis
Lineage: Eukaryota; Metazoa; Chordata; Actinopteri; Siluriformes; Siluridae
Gene: slc25a22a
Product: solute carrier family 25 member 22a
Exons: 11
Coding region: 461-1405 (314 amino acids)
Biological process (GO): malate-aspartate shuttle; aspartate transmembrane transport; L-glutamate transmembrane transport
Molecular function (GO): L-glutamate transmembrane transporter activity; L-aspartate transmembrane transporter activity
Source: RefSeq, a predicted model, not a curated record